This is a messenger RNA of Trichosurus vulpecula (common brushtail), 2487 nucleotides long. It is a transcript of the gene ABCB8, whose product is annotated as ATP binding cassette subfamily B member 8. Gene Ontology annotation, molecular function: ABC-type transporter activity; ATP hydrolysis activity; ATP binding. The transcript has 16 exons. Bases 107 to 2275 code for a protein of 722 amino acids. The record is from RefSeq and is a predicted model, not a curated record. Gene Ontology annotation, biological process: transmembrane transport. Gene Ontology annotation, cellular component: membrane. Lineage: Eukaryota; Metazoa; Chordata; Mammalia; Diprotodontia; Phalangeridae.
GGAGGCUCGUGAGGCUCGUCGGGAAGGGGGCUGAAUCAACAUGGCGCCCUCGGCGGGAGAAGGGUGAAACCGCCACUGCCGGCUGCUUCCAUCCUCCCGCUCCAACAUGUUGGUUCACUUAUUUCGGGUUGGGACUCGGGGCUGCCCUGUCCGGGGAGCGCUGCUGCUGCCGCUCCGGCCCCGGACGUUUACGGCCGUCAGGCAUUUGGAUGGCCGCACUGGCUCCUACAUUCUCCGGGCUCUGGCCCGGCUCCGGCUGCGCCUACCCAGAAGCCCCCCAGCUAUCCGUCAAGGAUCUUCCCUCUGGGUUGGGGGGCUACUCUUGGGUCCUGUGAUAUUCAGCAAGGGCUGCCGCCUCUACCUUGUGGGACGGUGUGAAGUGGAGGAGCUACCCCUCGUGGAAGCCAGGCCCCUGUCGGAGGAGCCCACCUUCAAUUGGGCCCUCUUCUGGCGCUUUCUGCGGCCCCACCUGCUGGCCCUGGGGACAGCCAUUGUGCUAGCACUGGGGUCAGCCUUGGUGAACGUGCAUAUCCCCCUGCUCCUGGGCCAGCUUGUGGAGAUUGUGGGGAAAUACACCCAGGAUCAUUUUGGGAACUUCAUGAGUGAGUCCCGAGGCCUUGGUUUUCAUCUGCUCACUCUCUACGCUCUCCAGGGGCUGCUGACCUUUGGGUACCUGGUACUGUUGUCAAGGCUUGGGGAACGAAUAGCCAAAGAUAUUCGGCAAGAACUGUUUGGCUGCCUGCUUCGACAGGACAUCGCCUUCUUUGACACCAAAAAGACAGGGCAGCUGGUGGCUCGCCUAACAGCUGAUGUGCAGGAAUUCAAGUCGUCCUUCAAACUUAUCAUCUCCCAGGGCCUCCGCAGCUGUACCCAGCUGACAGGCUGCCUGGUGUCCCUGACUGUGUUGUCCCCACGCCUCACAGUUAUGUUGUUGCUGGUCACACCUGCACUGGUGGGAGCUGGCAGUCUGCUGGGCUCCCUCCUCCGCAAGCUUUCUCGAAGAGCCCAGGAGCAGAUCUCUAAGGCAACAGGUGUAGCAGAUGAGGCCUUGGGGAAUGUGCGGACUGUGAGAGCCUUUGCCAUGGAACCACGGGAAGAAGCGCAUUAUGAAACAGAGCUGGAGGAGUCACGCCGAUUGGCAGAGAAAUUGGGCAAAGGCAUCGCCGUCUUCCAGGGGCUCUCCAACAUUGCACUCAACUGCAUGGUUCUGGGCACACUGUUCAUAGGAGGCUCCCUGGUGGCAGGACAAGAGCUGUCAGGUGGGGACCUCAUGUCUUUCUUGGUGGCAUCACAGACUGUGCAGAGGUCCAUGGCCAACCUCUCUCUUCUGUUUGGUCAGGUGGUUCGAGGGCUUAGCGCUGGGGCCCGGGUCUUUGAGUAUAUGUCUCUGACCCCAAACAUUCCUCUGGUUGGGGGCUGCCACAUUCCACAGACUGAUCUCCAAGGCGCUGUCAGUUUUCACAAUGUCUCCUUCAGCUAUCCUUGCCGGCCAAGUUUCACAGUGCUCAAGAACUUCAGCCUGACAUUGCCUCCUGGAAAGAUAGUGGCCCUGGUGGGACAGUCUGGGGGAGGAAAGUCUACAGUGGCUUCCCUGCUCGAACGGUUCUAUGACCCCACUGAAGGAACGGUGUGCUUGGAUGGGCAGGACCUUCGAAGUCUAGACCCCUCUUGGCUCCGGGGUCAAGUCAUUGGCUUCAUAAGCCAGGAACCUGUCCUUUUUGGCACAACCAUCAUGGAGAACAUCCGCCUAGGGAAGCUAGAUGCCUCUGACGAAGAAGUCUACGCAGCUGCCCAGGAGGCUAAUGCCCAUAAUUUCAUUUGCAGUUUCCCCGAAGGCUAUAACACUAUUGUGGGCGAGCGAGGCGCAACCCUCUCAGGAGGCCAAAAGCAACGUUUGGCCAUUGCCCGGGCCCUCAUCAAACAGCCCAAGGUGCUCAUCCUGGAUGAGGCCACAAGUGCGCUGGAUGGAGAGUCUGAGCGAGUUGUGCAGGAGGCCCUGGACCGAGCCAGCACUGGCCGCACAGUGCUGGUCAUCGCCCACCGCCUCAGCACUGUCCGGGCCGCCCAUCAGAUUGUUGUGAUGGCCCAAGGCUGCAUCAAGGAGGUUGGAACCCACAUGGAGCUCAUGAGGAAAGGGGGGCUAUACGCCGAGCUCAUCAGGAGUCAGGCCUUAUUGCCUCCAGUAACACCCUGCUCAGGAUCAUACCCAGACGCUUCAUCCCAGUACUCUGAGGCUCAAAGAAGAAGCUACAAUGUCCGCCACCCCAGGCCCUGAAAGUUGGCCUUGUGGGGUCCAGCCAGCCCAGGGGCCUGAACACCCCCAAGGUCCCAGAGCUCAGAGCAGAGUUCAAAGCAGAGACUCAAGCCCCAGAAAAUGGCUGAUAGGAAAAGGGGACUGUCAGUGGGGCGGAGGGAGCGAAGGAUGCUACUGUAUAGCUGUACUCAAAAUAAACCCUGGGCUGAAGCCAGCUGGAGGGACGGAAAAGA